CUAAACGUAAAUGAGAAAUCAGAUAACUACGAAAUCUAUUGCUUUACGUACCAUUGGCAGUACCACCAGUAGUUGUACUUAUAAAUAUAUAUGGUUGUACCAACCCAGUAUUAAGCCACAAUUGGUUACUUUUAGAACUAAGAGCAUAACGAUAAACACACAUCAUGGCAGGAAAUCUGGAGGAAUAUUUCAGAAAGACCUUUGAAGAAAAGCUGCUAAUCAAAAUCCCUGAGCAGGAGGAUGACCAUCUUAGUCCAGCAACACGACUCCUGGAGAAGCGAAGGGAAAUGAGUGAAGUUGAAGAGGCACUCAACAGCCAAAAAGAGGAGUACGAGUUAAAAAUGGAGGUCUUGACUCAGCGCACAGAGGAAUGGGAGAAAAAAGAGCUGCUACUGAAGCAAUCUGUACAGAAAUUCGACAAGUUUCUGAAUGAAAAUGACGCGAAGAGGCAUCGAGCAAUUAAGAAAGCGAAUGACGAGAGAGAGAUGACAAAAGUCAAGGUUACUGAGAUAGCCAGAUUGAAUGAGGAGCUGAAACUAGUGUCGAAAGAGCGAAAGCGAUUACAGGAGAAACUUAACAAACACAUUGUCUUCUACAAGUUUCUCGAGAAGACAGUGGAAAUGGCCGAGGAAUUCCAAGAGAUACGCGAGAUCAUAUCUCGCUACGACACUCUGUGUGCAACCCAUCAGUAUUUGCUGAACAAAGAGAGUAGGAGUCAGGACAUGAUAGAACAAGAAAAGGCGAAGCUGAAAAAGUUCACUGAGGAAAAGAAACAAUGAGAUCUCUCCCUGCAAAUACAACAGUUGGCAGAGUUAGUCACCCAGUCUGGAAUAAGGCAGCAGAGUGAAGCUGUGAAAUGGGAGUCUCGAUGGAUGCACAUCAAGAACACGGCCGCGAAGAAAACGUUGCUGCUUGGCCGCAUCAAGAUGGCAACUCACAAUUUAUAUCAGUUAAUCAACAAGAGCAAGAAACAAGAGUUUGAGGCCCAAGUUGAUGACACACUGGAGCAAUUGAAUGUGAUCCAGCAAUUCAUUCAAGACCUGACGAAUAUUACGACCGAGAUUCGCAAAGCCGAUGCAGAGGGUGCUAACAAGGUUGAUGGUAGUGGAGCCGCCAUUGUUGGUCCUGCAACCACCUAGUCCUUGCUGCAAAUAUUACUACAAUGUCCCCUAAAAUUCCUGAUGAAGCAACUAGAGCUGCUAAGCGAUUAGGUGCAAGUUUUACGUGUACAGCAAAGCCGUGCUAACCAGGCAAACCAUGAGAUGAUGCCUAAUAUGUAUAUAUGUUCAUAACACAUGUUGAAUAUCGGCAGAUUAUAUGUCGAGACGUUGGUGCUAUUGCGCGUACAUAAGCAUAUGUCCUAUUGUGCAGAUAAUAUUUAUUCUAUUGUGCAUACAUAAUAAAAUUAUAGUCAUAAAACUGAAUAUAAUACUCAAAUAUAAUACUGAAUAUAAG
Messenger RNA from Priapulus caudatus, 1455 nucleotides. Its product is annotated as coiled-coil domain-containing protein 42 homolog. NCBI's taxonomy places the organism in Eukaryota, Metazoa, Priapulida, Priapulimorpha, Priapulimorphida, Priapulidae. The transcript is spliced from 9 exons. The record is from RefSeq and is a predicted model, not a curated record.